AUGGCUCCUUUUCCAGAGUACCGACAUCACCACGACAGCCUGGGUGAGAUCAUCGGCCUCGCCAGAGGCGAUGAUGUCGUUCAGUUCCGGGGGCUUCCUUUUGCUGAUAUACCCGGACGCUUCAGGCAGUCUCAGCUGAGGGAAAGUUUGCCCCAACUUCCAUUUGAUGCAAGGCAGCCGGGGCCAUGCUGCCCACAGCCUGUCCUACCAUUCCCACCGUACUGGGACGGAGGCAUUCCUAACGACUGGCCGGUCCUCCAAGAACCCGUUCAAGACGAAUUUGCCUGCUUGAACUUGAGCAUCACCGUACCUCGUGUUGCAGUGGAGACUCCGUCCAGCUCAAAGCUUCCAGUCCUGUUCUUCAUUCAUGGCGGAGCUUUUGUGGGUGGCAGUCAGAGCAUCCAGGUCGCCGGACGCGAGAUCUACGAUGGUACCGAGCUGGAGCGCGCUGCGAUUGCUCGCGGGCAACCCCUGAUCAUCGUCACCUGCAACUAUCGUGUCGGGCCGCUGGGUUUCCUAGCUUCAAAAGAGCUGACAGCCUUCAAUCAGGCCCUUGGGGAGCCGGUCGGUAACUAUGGUCUCCAUGACCAAAGGCAGGCACUGGAGUGGUGCGCCAAGUUCAUUGCCGGGUUUGGAGGCGACCCCGACAACGUGACAAUCCAAGGCACAAGCGCCGGCGGCAGUUCUGCACACUACCUGACCACUUUUCCGCGCAGGAAAUUUCGAAGAGCCAUCCUCUCCAGCGGAACACUGACCGGAAUCGGGCCCAUGCCUGUGGGUUACCAUCAAUGGCGAUUUGACAAAUAUGUAGAGAGGGCUGGGUCAUCUUCUGGAGGGACCGAGUCAGACUCUGUUCUAUUGUUGCAGUCUUUGCCCAUCCAAGAUAUGGUUCGGCCGGUCACUCUUGACAUAUGCCAUCCGUUCAUUGACGGCGACUGGAUUGCGGGACAGCGGAUCAGCGAUAUCAAGGAUGUGUAUCAUGGAGACGCCCCUGAGUUAAUGGUUGGUUCUUGUGACUUUGAGGCCGAUUUGACUGAAGCGGUCAUGAUGGACUUCCUCACUGGCAAAGCCCUUCCGGACUCGCAAAUGUUAGCGAAGGCGAGCGACUUCUUCGUGUCAAACGGCAUGGUUUCUCACAUCAAAUCGUUUCCUUCCGGCUUUCAGGAUAUUGUGGCAGCCUACAAACUCACCGGGGCGCUUGAAACUCCCUCUCGGGCACUCCAGGAAUGGGCGCAGCUCCUGGCCGACAUUGCAUUUCGCCUUCCUGCUCUGCACAUAGCCCUGAAUCAUACCGCGAGCGACGUUCUUGUGUACAACUUACGGUUGAGUAACCCGUAUCCGAAAUGGGCACUUUCAUACGGAAAAUCAAACCAUGCAGUGAACGACCUGUUUGUCUUCAACGUGGCGCAGGACCAGGUCCCUGAGGAACUAGCUGUUCGCCACGCUCAGAGUGUGGGCCAGAUCAGGGGCGCGUGGCUAGACUUCUGCUAUGGAAAGCAACCUUGGAAGCCGAUGAAGAGAGACAGCAGCAGUUUUGGCCCCUUGUUUAAUUUUGAGAACGGGCCAACUGGGAGGGAGGCAGAGUCGCUCGAACAAGCUAUCGGUGCCGAACUUGCAUCUAGAUGGAGAAUGAUUAUGGACCGUGUGGAACAGGAAACUUGA
This is a messenger RNA of Thyridium curvatum, 1662 nucleotides long. RefSeq lists its product as uncharacterized. The coding region runs from base 1 to 1662 and encodes 553 amino acids. The transcript is spliced from 3 exons. Lineage: Eukaryota; Fungi; Ascomycota; Sordariomycetes; Thyridiales; Thyridiaceae. The record is from RefSeq and is a predicted model, not a curated record.